ACGGACGGACGGACCCACGAACAGGGUGGCUGUUGCUUGUCGCCGGCGCCUGCCCAGCUCAGAGAGACUGCCAUCGCCAUGAGCGAAACAGCCGACGCCCGCGACUACGUCUCCCGCCGGGAGAUCCCGCAGCUUUUUGAGAGCAUGUUAACGGGCCUCAUGUACUACCGACCAGAAGACCCAGUUAGUUAUCUGGAGCACUGCUUGCAGAAAGUCCGGGAGCUGGGUGGACCCAAGAUGGUGCAAUGGGAUACAUUCAUCACUCAGGAACGACGGGCCAUGCACAGCAAUGGCAGCAGUGGGCAAGGCAAGAAAACCUUCUUCUGCACAGGACUAGGCUUGGCACCAUACAACCAGUACCAGCACCUACCACCCAUUGAAAGCCAGUUCUCCAUUGAGAGUGACUCGGAUAUGACAGAAUUCACAGGCCUGAUCCAAGAAUAUGAUGUAUUUGUCCCUGGUCAACCUCGUCCUAAGAUCAUAUUUGUAAUAGGGGGCCCUGGGAGUGGGAAGGGGACUCAGAGCAAUAGGAUUGCCUCCCAUUUUGGAUUCACCUGCAUCUCCGUUGGUGAGAUCCUGCGCAAGCAGAUGAUUCAUCAUGCCAACAGCGACAGGAAGUGGGAGCUGAUCGCCAAGAUCAUCGCCAAUGGGGAGCUGGCCCCACCGGAAACAACAAUUGAGGAGCUGAAGCAACAAUUUAUAAAGCAGCCAGAUGCGAAAGGCUUUGUGGUGGAUGGCUUCCCCCGAGACAUUGGCCAGGUGUUAACGUUUGAGGAGCAGAUCGGCUCCCCAGAUCUUGUCGUCUUCCUGGCCUGCCCCAGCCAGAAGCUCCGGCAGAGGCUAGAGAAGCGUGCCCAGGAGCAAGGCCGCCUGGACGACAACCCCCAUGCCAUUGGGCGCAGGCUGGAGACAUUCAAGCAGAAUGUGCCCCUGAUAGUGAAGUAUUACCAGGAAAAGGGAACCAUUGUCCGGUUUGCUGCGGACAGAGAGGAGGAGGAGAUUUUUGCAGACAUUGGCUCCUGUGUUCAGCAGCGGCUGCACCUGGAAAGGAUGGAGUUUCCAGAGUCUCCACUGCUGGCGUCGCUGGACAAUCUGUUUAGCCCCAGCCAAGACUCUCCGAAGGAAGAACAGAACUGGGGGCAGGCAGAAGAACUCUUUGUCCCAGAAUUUUUCAGGAUGGCAGCUGAAAAAUUGAAAAACCACAAGAUCAUCUUUGUAGUUGGUGGGCCUGGCUCAGGAAAGGGGACACAGUGCGAGAGGAUUGUUCAGAAGUAUGGUUACACCCACCUAUCCACUGGCGACCUCCUGAGAGCAGAGGUCAGCUCUGGCUCAGACAGGGGGAAGAAACUGUCGGCCAUCAUGGAGAAGGGAGAGUUAGUCCCACUGGACACCGUCCUGGACAUGCUGAGGGACGCCAUGGUGGCCAAGGCAGACACCUCCAAGGGUUACCUGAUUGACGGCUACCCCCGGGAAGUGAAGCAGGGCGAGGAGUUCGAGAAGAAGAUCGCACCCCCAACAUUGCUGCUCUACGUGGACGCUGGCAAGGAAACAAUGGUGAAGCGCCUGCUGAAGCGCGGGGAGACGAGCGGACGAGUCGACGACAACGAGGAGACAAUCAAGAAGCGGCUGGAGACGUACUACAAGGCCACUGAACCUGUCAUUGCCUUCUACGAGAAAAGGGGCAUUGUCCGUAAGCUUAAUGCCGAAGGCUCAGUGGACGAAGUGUUCCAACAGGUCUGCACUCACCUGGAUACCCUGAAGUAAAAGCGCAGGCAAGAGCACCUGUUGGUCUCCACCCCCACCCUCCCCCUUCCCCACAGCUCCCUCCUCUCUCACUCUUUCCCCACUUCCCCACCACCAGUGAAUCUCCCGUUCCUGAUGCCUCUCCCCCUUCCCACUCAAUCUUGCCUCAGAUCCAUGCAGAGGAGCCCCCUCUUUGCCUCCCCACGUGAGCCUCUCUAGUCCCCCUCCUCUCGCCUGCUUCAUCUCCGAUUUCAUCUCUGGGGUUGUGACAGCGGAAGUGGUGUUAUCCUGUUUUCGUGGACGGAGCCUCGUUGGAGGAAAUUUCAAGGACAUUAUGUUUGGCUCCCUAACCUUCUCUCCAAAGUAAAGUUCACUUUCAUGA
Podarcis raffonei (Aeolian wall lizard) is the source of this 2125-nucleotide messenger RNA. RefSeq names its product adenylate kinase 1 (gene AK1). Gene Ontology annotation, biological process: ATP metabolic process; nucleoside triphosphate biosynthetic process. Gene Ontology annotation, molecular function: ATP binding; nucleoside diphosphate kinase activity; AMP kinase activity. NCBI's taxonomy places the organism in Eukaryota, Metazoa, Chordata, Lepidosauria, Squamata, Lacertidae. Gene Ontology annotation, cellular component: cytoplasm; cytosol. Bases 79 to 1764 code for a protein of 561 amino acids. The transcript has 14 exons. The record is from RefSeq and is a predicted model, not a curated record.